Molecule: messenger RNA, 1632 nt
Organism: Hibiscus syriacus
Lineage: Eukaryota; Viridiplantae; Streptophyta; Magnoliopsida; Malvales; Malvaceae
Product: MLO-like protein 6
Exons: 13
Coding region: 97-1632 (511 amino acids)
Biological process (GO): defense response
Cellular component (GO): membrane
Source: RefSeq, a predicted model, not a curated record
GAAAAGCUUCAUUUUUGUCAAAAAUUAUUGAAUACACAUACAGGAGAGUAUACGAAGUAAUUUCAAGUGCAUAAAAGCUUGGAACAAAGGACAACAAUGGCGGAUGCUGACAACAAAGCACGUUCCUUGGAGGAGACACCGACAUGGGCUGUUGCAGCUGUGUGUUUUGUUAUAGUUGUCGUCUCCAUCUUCAUUGAACAUGCCCUUCACAUCCUAGGCAAGUGGUUGAAGAAGAAGCAUAAACCAGCUCUUUAUGAAGCACUUGAGAAGGUUAAAGCAGAGCUGAUGCUGAUGGGAUUCAUAUCACUACUGCUAACGGUAUUGCAAGACAGUAUAGCUGACAUCUGUAUAUCUAAAAGCAUAGCGGACACGUGGCAUCCUUGUGAUAUUAAGUCCACGGCUAAAUAUCCACCUAAAGAAGUCGACAAGUGUAAAGAAAAGGGUAAAGUGGCAUUUGUAUCGGCCUAUGGAAUCCACCAGCUUCACAUAUUCAUCUUUGUGCUUGCAGUCUCUCAUAUUCUCUACUGCAUCAUAACCUAUGCUUUUGGAAGUUACAAGAUGAAGACAUGGGAGGCUUGGGAACAUGAAACAAAGACAAUUGAAUAUCAAUAUUACAAUGAUCCCGAGAGAUUUAGGUUUGCGAGAGACACUUCGUUUGGACGUAGACAUUUGAACUUUUGGAGCCGUUCAAACUUAUCUGUUUGGAUCGUGUGUUUCUUUAGACAGUUCUACGAAUCGGUUACAAAGGCCGAUUACCUAACAUUGAGACACGGAUUUAUCAUGGUAAGUUCGGAAUCUUAUUUUUGGCUUCCUUUUAUCCCCUUAGUUAUAAUUUUAAUGGUGGGAACCAAGCUGCAAGUGAUCAUAACAAAAAUGGGACUAAAGAUUCAAGCAAGAGGGGAUGUGGUGAAGGGUGCACCAUUGGUUGAACCGGGCGAUGAUCUCUUCUGGUUCGGUCGUCCGCGUUUUCUUCUUUUUCUUAUUCACGUCGUUCUUUUUACGAAUGCGUUUCAGCUGGCCUUUUUCGUGUGGAGCACGUAUGAAUUUACCAUAAAUUCUUGCUACCAUGAGAAGAUCGAAGAUAUCAUAAUUAGAAUCUCUAUGGGGGUAAUUAUACAGGUUCUUUGCAGCUACGUGACUCUUCCACUCUAUGCUUUGGUGAACCAGAUGGGAACUAAUAUGAGACCGACGAUCUUCGAUGAAAAAGUUGCCGAUGCACUUAAAAACUGGCAUCAAACAGCAAAGGAACAGGUUAAACAAGGCAAGAACUCGGAGAAUACAACGCCGUUUUCGAGUAGGCCAGCAACUCCGACGCGCGGGACGUCCCCGGUUCAUCUCCUCCAUCGCUAUCCCGAAAGAAGUGUAGAUAGCUCUCGCACCUCUCCGAGUCAUUCCGACUUCGAGAACAACAUAUGGGAUCUGGCCGAUUCGUUCGCCGAUUCCCCGAACCGCCGUGAUACCGAUGUUCCUGCUGCCGAUCAUGGUAGAUUGCAGCUGCAAACGAGUGAAGUUGCAGAUACGGCGGUUCGAGAAUCUAGCACUUCGGAAUUCGUAUCGAGGUCACCCGGCUCGGUCCGAACACAGCACACGAUCGAGAUUACCCCAUCGAAUUUCUCCUUUCCGAAAAGAUGA